GUCGUUCGAUUUGUUCUGAGUACAGUUUGUCACGAACCGCUUAUGCCGAGAUUGCCAAAUUUGUGGGUCAAGUCCUGUCAAAAUAUGUGCACACAAAUGUUCGGUUUUUCAAUUUUCCCCAUCUAGAAUUUGAAAAAUUUCGGCAUGAUUCUGUAGGGUUUAUCCUACUGUUGGUGUAAAUACGUAACAUCGUCCUUUUUGCUUAUUUCAUAUUAACAUUCGACUCAUACAGGUAGUCCAAUGAUUAACUUCCUAGAUCCCAGGUUCUGCCCAAAGGUGAAUUCAACUGCUCUCGCAACAGAUCAUUAUGAAGUCCAGAAUCUUAUAAGUCUAGACCCUUCUGCGCGGUCUAGAGGUUUCCUGCCUUAUCCAAUUGUAAAACCACCUGUCGUAUUGGAUUUUGAGCUGAUUUGCCCUGUCAACAUCCAUUAUAUAUCGAUCAACGCAACUGUGGGAUCCCACAGAUCUAGUGGGAUAGAAAUUCUUGGUAAAUCUGGUAGCUCAGAGUAUGUAACGAUUUGCAGAGCAAUCUUUGAUGAACCAGGUGUUGUAUUUUGCAACAGCAGGAAAUAUUCUAUGUCCAAUCAACCACCAAAUGUGAACAAACGAUACCAUGUAGCUUUUUUCAAAUCUAAGUCGUUUAGGACUUUUUUAAAUGCAGAUGCGAUAAGGGUUUUGAUAUUUAGAACAAACACUAGGAAUACUCUUCCUUGUUUAAACACUGUGCAGAUUUGGGGACUCCCAGCUAGAGUUUGUUCUCUGAAAACUAGAGAAACUAUUAAAAAACUUUUUGAUAGAACUGCACCUUUUUAUCCAACUGACGAGGUACCCUAUUCUACAAAUUCCAGUGAUGAAGUUAUUAUACCUGAAGAUUUUAAAGACAAUCUAACGUACGAAAUGAUGACCAUUCCUAUGACACUGCCUAGCGGGAAGACUGUGGAUUUAACUACCUUAGAAAAGCAUACAGAAAGUGAGAUAUCAUUGGGAAGAAAACCAUGUGAUCCAUUUACAGGCUUAAAAUUUGAUAAAUAUAAAAAACCAGUAUUAAAUCCAGGCUUGAAAACUAGAAUAGAUAUGUUUUUAUUACAAAAUUCACAUAAGCGCGAAUUUUUUAAACUGUAUAGGACAGUUGGUGGCAACACUACUGUUUCAGACUCCAGUAAAAGGAAAUAUGAUGAAAUUAGUGGUGAUGAUGAUGAUAAAGCUAUUUCUAAGGCAAAACGUAGUUGCAAUUUUGUAUCUUUUCGUGAUGAAGUUACAGUUAAACUUUGUAUUAAUUGUAAACAUGAAAAUAAGUCAUUCUAUAAAUUACCCUGUAGGCAUUUAUAUUGUAGGCGUUGUAUUCUUGAAGCUUGUAGGAAUUUAAAAUGUGAGUGUGGAAAACGUUUUUCUACUAGUGACGUUAAAAAAUGUCAUUUUUGAUGAGUUUAAUAAACUUUUUGUCAUUUUGUA
This is a messenger RNA of Acanthoscelides obtectus, 1452 nucleotides long. NCBI's taxonomy places the organism in Eukaryota, Metazoa, Arthropoda, Insecta, Coleoptera, Chrysomelidae. The record is from the annotation of a GenBank genome assembly.